GGCAGACUGUACACUCGAUUUACUCUGGCCCCACUCUCCUGGCUGCCAUGGGGCCCAGCGCUCCUCUCCUGGUCUUGCUCCUUUUGUCUUGGUUGGGACCCCUUCAAGGACAGCAGCACCACCUUGUGGAGUACAUGGAGCGCCGACUAGCUGCCUUAGAGGAACGGCUGGCUCAGUGCCAGGACCAGAGUAGUCGCCAUGCUGCUGAGCUGCGGGACUUCAAGAACAAGAUGCUGCCACUGCUGGAGGUGGCAGAGAAGGAGCGAGAGGCACUCAGAACUGAGGCUGACACCAUCUCAGGGAGAGUGGAUCGUCUGGAGAGGGAGGUUGACUAUCUGGAGACCCAGAACCCAGCUCUACCCUGUGUAGAGGUUGAUGAGAAAGUGACUGGAAGCCCUGGGACCAAAGGAAAAGGCAGAAGAAAUGAGAAGUACGAUAUGGUGACAGACUGUGGCUACACAAUCUCUCAGGUGAGAUCAAUGAAGAUCCUGAAGCGUUUCGGUGGCCCAGCUGGUCUGUGGACCAAGGAUCCAUUGGGGUCAGCAGAGAAGAUCUAUGUAUUAGAUGGGACACAGAAUGACACAGCUCUUGUCUUCAAGGCUGCGUGACUCACUCUUGCCUUGGCUGCCCGGAAAGCUUCCCGAGUCCGGGUGCCCUUUCCCUGGGUAGGCAGCGGGCAGCUGGUAUAUGGUGGCUUUCUCUAUUAUGCCCGGAGGCCUCCCGGAGGACCUGGAGGGGGUGGUGAGUUGGAGAACACAUUGCAGCUCAUCAAAUUCCACUUGGCAAACCGAACAGUGGUGGACAGUUCAGUAUUCCCCGCAGAGAGGUUGAUCCCUCCCUAUGGGCUGACAACAGACACAUACAUUGACCUGGCUGCUGAUGAGGAGGGCCUUUGGGCUGUCUAUGCCACCCGGGAGGAUGACAGGCACUUGUGUCUGGCCAAGUUAGACCCACAGACACUGGACACAGAGCAACAAUGGGACACACCAUGUCCCAGAGAGAAUGCUGAGGCUGCCUUCGUCAUCUGUGGUACCCUGUAUGUAGUUUAUAACACUCGCCCUGCCAGUCGGGCCCGCAUCCAGUGCUCUUUUGAUGCCAGUGGCACCUUGAACCCUGAACAGGCAGCCCUCUCUUAUUUUCCCCGCCGAUACGGUGCCCACGCAAGCCUCCGCUAUAACCCCCGAGAGCGCCAGCUCUAUGCCUGGGAUGAUGGCUACCAAAUUGUCUACAAGCUGGACAUGAGGAAAAAAGAGGAGGAAGUUUGAGGAGCUAGACUUGUUUUUUGAAUUUCUCUCACCUCUAUUCAUUUAUAGCUCUACUAAAUUUUCUGCUCCUCAUUCCCCAAAUGUGAGCAAGUUGUGGUUCAAAUCCUAUAUAUUUGGCCAAUGGGGGGCAAAUUCUCCUAGCCCCUGGUUCCAUAUGGAACUCCAUGUCUUGAGUAAUCUUCUUAAAGCUAAGAGUGAAAAUCCUAAAUGUUCAAAUGUGUGUUCCUGCUCUCCUGCCCCAUAUCAAUGAAUUUCAGGACAAACACCACCCAGACCCAUAUGGGGGCAACCCCAGGGAGCAGACAACAAAAUGUGAGUAGGGGGGAGGGAGGACUAGGAGAAGACUUAACUCUGUCUGCUCUCCCUUACCCCUCCCUUCAGUGUCCUGAAAAAUUGGACUUUGUUGACAUCAUUUUGUACUGCAAAAUUUUGCAUUAAAAGGAAAAUCUACCACUC
Molecule: messenger RNA, 1721 nt
Organism: Choloepus didactylus (southern two-toed sloth)
Lineage: Eukaryota; Metazoa; Chordata; Mammalia; Pilosa; Megalonychidae
Gene: OLFML3
Product: olfactomedin like 3
Biological process (GO): signal transduction
Source: RefSeq, a predicted model, not a curated record